CUCAUAGAUCCGAUCAAAGAUAUUUCUCCGACGUCAGAGAGUGACAAUGGACGUAAUUUCACGAAACACUCCUCCAUCGACUCUAAAUCCUUACGCCCCGAUCUUCGUUCCGGCGUCCUAUCGGACGGUGGAGGACUUUUCCGACCAGUGGUGGGAUCUAGUUCAGUCCUCCCCUUGGUUUCGCGAUUACUGGCUUGAGGAAUGCUUCUGUGAUCCCCAAAAUGACCCUACCUUCCCCGAUAAUUACGACCCUGUCCUUCCUAACAUGAACGAUCUCUUCGGUGGUACCACCAUCAAACAAGAGGAGAGAGAAGGGCAGAAGGAUUUGGUUUCCCUUGGAGUGUUGAAGUGGAGGAAACCGCGUGUCAUGGCGGGGACGCCUAGGUACUUUGAGAAGGCUCCGAAGAUUGUAAAUGUGAAAGUGAGUCCGAGGACGAUUCAGCAGCCAAGGUAGACCGAGUUGGGGAGUGUGGGCUCAGUGAGUUCGGUGAAGACCGAGUCAGGGUGUUUAAUGUAGUAUAGUGUAUUUGUACAUUUACUUUAACUUGGGUCUGAUAUGUAGAUUUUCAGCGUUAUGUUGAUGUUACAUGUAGCUGUUUGUACUUGAGACAUUUUCUAUCCUUCACUUUGAUUUGAAUAAAAGUACAGAAUAGCAAUAAAGAAAAAAUCUCGAUAGACACAAAUUUGAAUUGAUG
Molecule: messenger RNA, 695 nt
Organism: Ilex paraguariensis (yerba mate)
Lineage: Eukaryota; Viridiplantae; Streptophyta; Magnoliopsida; Aquifoliales; Aquifoliaceae
Source: the annotation of a GenBank genome assembly